AUGGGCAAAGCCAUGAUGCAGCCAUUCUCUGCUCUCCACCAGGCGUGGAAAGACUACAGAGCCGGCCGCUCGAUGCGCAAGAACGCGACAGAUCAAAAGGAAGCGGAAUAUGCAGAAAGCAAAGCAAGCGAACCUCGGCCUCGGCCGGCAAGCCCUCGGUCGGUACGGCCUUUGCCCGAACGAGGAUGGCAAUUUGACAAGGCGGCCGAAUUUCCCUGGUGCCUCAAGCAGGUCGUCGAAGAGGAAAGCAACUGGCGCGGGAUAUGGGUACUGGAGGUCAAGGAUAUGCAAGCCAUGGUUUGGGAGACGGUUCACGUACCCAAGGAGAGCGGGUACGGUGGUAAAUACCAGCGGGUGCCGACUAUGCACUUACCGUUCACCCCGGAAAGGGAGCGGGGCGAUUUGAGCGCCGGAGGACAGGAUGAUCUGAUGAUUACUAAAAACGCAUUUUGGUAUGUCUUUGCCGCGUUCGGCCGCGCAGUCUUAGGCGAGGACUUUGAGGAAAUUAGGAAGGGAUGUUGAUAGAUUUUAGAAUCUGGGGUAAUAGGAAAGCGCUCAGUUUGGGAGAUUCAUCUGGGAGUGUUCAGGAUGGGGUAGUGGGGAGGGUUUGGGUUUAGGUUCAGGGGGCUGGACAUGGUUGUCAU
Molecule: messenger RNA, 644 nt
Organism: Lasiosphaeria miniovina
Lineage: Eukaryota; Fungi; Ascomycota; Sordariomycetes; Sordariales; Lasiosphaeriaceae
Exons: 2
Coding region: 1-522 (173 amino acids)
Source: RefSeq, a predicted model, not a curated record